AUGAGAAGCAAGGACAAAAUAGGGAAUGAGAGAAAAGGAACAAUUAUGUUUCGCCGUCGACGUGGACUAAGGGACCCUGAAGAAUUUGAAAGCACACCAACUGAGGAAGAACAUCUACCAGUUUAUCCUUUUGAUGAUGACUUUCAGCACCCCAGUGUUUCACAACAGAGUGACAUUGAAGAACUGAGUUCAACAUCUGAUUCACUUGGGAAGAUAAGUCCUGUAGAACUGUUUACAGAUCCGGGGGAAAAGGUAGAGGUCAUCCUUGGAAAAAUUGGAGUUGACAUUAACCGUGCUCUUAGUGCUAAGAGGCAAAGAAUGGAGACAACUUCUAGACAAACUUUUGAAGGAGUUGAGCAGAAAAUGAAAGAAGUUUGGAACUCACAUGAAGAUGCAAUGGCACAGCUUAAUGCAGAGUCUGCUCAGGCAUUUGCAAAUCUGUUUCAGCAGUGGAAUGAGGAUUUUAAGAAAUUUCGAGAACAACAUGACAAACUAGUGAAUGAUUUUCAAGAACAGGAGAAGAUUUUUCAACAAUCUAGAUUUAUUCGGAACCAGAGACGGAAAGCAAUUAGACAAGUACAUGAACAAUUCUUACAGAAUUUGGAAGACCUGGAGAGGAGGAAUGAUAUUCUGCUUACUGGGACACAAAGUGAACUUAAAAAGGAAAUUGAUAAGCUGUGGAGAAAAAUUAUGAAAGAAUCUCAGCAGCAGGAAAUGACGAAUGGUUAUCAGUCUUUCCAGUCCGUGCUCUUUUGA
This is a messenger RNA of Grammomys surdaster, 756 nucleotides long. Its product is annotated as synaptonemal complex protein 3-like. Gene Ontology annotation, cellular component: synaptonemal complex. The transcript has a single exon. Gene Ontology annotation, biological process: spermatid development; meiotic cell cycle. Bases 1 to 756 code for a protein of 251 amino acids. Lineage: Eukaryota; Metazoa; Chordata; Mammalia; Rodentia; Muridae. The record is from RefSeq and is a predicted model, not a curated record.